UGGACAUUUCAAUCUUCUCUCGUGAGUGAAAGUUGUUUCGAGCUUUCAACUUCAGCUACGAAGUUGAAGGUUGAUGGUUUCAUCUUACUGGUAAUUUCCAUCUCAUUUUUUCAUUUUAUUAUUGCAUGGUGCGAUCUGGAUUUUGCGCUGCAAAAUGGCAACAGAAAAGAAACACGCACUAAAAUAGCUUACAUGGGAGACGGGCCUUCCGAUUGACAUCGGUAACCAAUUUGUGUAUAUUUAUUUUGAAUGUUCACUAGUAUUACUUCAUUUAAAUGUUAAUCAUGACAGUAUCCGCCUGUGCAUAUUUAACUUGAUUAAACUAACUAACUAAACUCGUAAAUUAAUUAGUGAGAGAACAGAUGUGACGCCGGGAAAGUAAGCAAAAGAUUCCAUGGAUGUGACCUCCAGCCCACGUCUGCCUGGUACCGAGCUGAGUGUGGAGCCAACGGACGAUCACGAUGCGUGGGUGCAGCUGUCGAGAGGCACUGAGGAGAAGUUUGGCCAGUAUUGCAGCACAGCUCGCAUCAUCAUCAUGGUGAAUUGUCCCGCUUGCGAGAAACCCGUCUACUUUGCCGAGAGGAAGACCUCACUCGGCAAAGACUGGCACGGCUUCUGUCUAAAAUGUGCUCACUGCAAGAAGACGCUCAAUCCUGGUGCUCACGCAGAGCACGAGGGUAAACCUUACUGCAACACGCCAUGCUACGGCACGCUCUUCGGACCUGGAGGUUACGGUCGAGGAGGAACGCAAAGUUUCAAGUACGACCAACCGAAAUAAUCUGGCUAUGUCAUCCGUCAUUAGCGCGGGUCACUGCGUGCUGCAUUUAAUAGAUUCUGAGUUUUCCGGCCUUCUUUCUGAUAUCAAAUGGAGAAAUAAUUUUGUCGGUUUUUAGACUGAUUUUUGGGACUUUGAAUAUAUGUCGCGAUGCGAAGUUACAUUCACACGAUUUUAUGAUAGUAUUUUUUGAAAUGAUUAAUGUGAGAAUCAAGAUUAAAUUUAUGUAAAAACCUUCAUCACUAAAUAGCUAUUAUUACUCAUUUGCUCAUUUCGGCACGAACAAUUUGAAAUGACUUGAACAAAUUUAAUUUAAUCCUACUAUUAAUGAUAUUAAUUAAUGCAUAAAUACUGCGUGAAUUAAAAAGGUGCGCAAAAAGUUAGUACACAAUUUUCUUUACUAGUGCAAGCUAUACAUUUUUGUUGCUGUUAAAUUUAAUAUGGAAAUAGUAUUGGUUUUCCUUUAAGAAACAUUCGAAAGACUUCAACCACUUGUGUAAAUCAGUCCCAGUCAGUGUUCUCUAUAAUUUAAGUUUGCAUCGCACAAAUAAAUUAAAAACAAAUUGACUUCAACCUUAGUUUAAUCCUGCCGAAGUUAACAAAACGAGUUUGACCGAGAUAUUUAAAUCAUAAAUAUGGGAAUGCAGUAAAACAAAUUUUGUAUAAAUUCGAAACGUUUUGCUAUUUUGAAAGUCUGAGAUCAUAUAAAAAUGAUUAACAAGAUAAAUGGUUAACAUGGCAAAAUUUAAAACUUGAAGUCUCCACUCAAUUAACUGAAAAAAAUAGUUACUGCCAAAGUGGAUCGAUCUAUUUAUUGUGACAAUUUCAUUGAAGGGAAUAAUUUUCUCGUUCAAAAACACAGAUGACUAAUAAAAUGUACGUGAAAACUAAAA
This is a messenger RNA of Hyalella azteca, 1668 nucleotides long. Its product is annotated as cysteine-rich protein 1. NCBI's taxonomy places the organism in Eukaryota, Metazoa, Arthropoda, Malacostraca, Amphipoda, Hyalellidae. The record is from RefSeq and is a predicted model, not a curated record. The coding region runs from base 395 to 778 and encodes 127 amino acids. The transcript has 3 exons.